AUGGAGCUCUCUAACCCCGAGCGAGCCUGGCGGCGGUCGCGUGCCCCGCGGCAGAGGGCCCGGUGGCGGGCACCGCGCACCCCGGUGGCUGUUGGCCGUGCGCUAGGUGGUGAGGGCCUCUCUGAUUUCGUUGUUGUUCUAUCUCUGCAGGCAUCUAGGAUAAUAUUAGCAACUGAUGAUGAUCAUCCAGGUCAGGCUCUGGCCGAGGAACUUGCUCGUCGACUUGGUAAAGAAAGAUGUUGGAGAGUCAAGUGGCCAAAGAAGAAUGAUACAGAUACUUGCAAGGAUGCAAAUGAGGUACUGAUGUUUUUAGGUCCGCAAGCAUUGAGAAAGGUUAUAGAUGCAAAACUGUAUCCUAUAAGAGGCCUUUUUUCAUUCAAAGAUUUCUUCCCAGAGAUUGAUAAUUACUUUCUUGGAAUACAUGGUGAUGAGCUUGAUAUUCAUACUGGAUGGAAAUCUUUGGAUGAUCUUUACAAGCUCAUUGGUGAAGGUGGGUUCUUUAUUAUAACAGUAAUGCUUUUGCGUGCCUCAUCACAGGUAAAGGAGCAUGCUAGGAAACUCUUAGAGAAGCACAUUGAGAAACCAUUCUUUGAUGCUAGUGCUUCGGAUAGAAUCAAAGCAAUGGACCAAGUUUUAUCAAAAUCAAGGGAUCUAUUGUACGAUUGCAAGGAAAUUACCGUGCGUUUGAGAGCAAUGCUUCAGUCAGCAGAUGAGCAGAGAAAAGAAAGUUCCCCAAUAGUGAGAACUUGGAAAAUCCUGAUCUUUACCAUUAUGCUCUUUUUCUCGGACAAUGUUUUGGCAGCAUCAGUUGUCGUCAACUCAACCAUCAUGAGUGCGAAGGAGCCUGAAAAACAUGUAUUUCAUCUUGUUACUGACAAACUGAACUUUGGGGCCAUGAACAUGUGGUUUUUGCUGAAUCCACCUGGGGCUGCAAAUGAGAAGAAACUUCUGACCCUCUUUGCCAAUUUAUUACAUGUUAGACAUAUCUACUUGUACUACACAUACUACCUCUAUUUUUUGUUUUGUUAG
Molecule: messenger RNA, 1029 nt
Organism: Miscanthus lutarioriparius
Lineage: Eukaryota; Viridiplantae; Streptophyta; Magnoliopsida; Poales; Poaceae
Source: the annotation of a GenBank genome assembly